Molecule: messenger RNA, 1785 nt
Organism: Belonocnema kinseyi
Lineage: Eukaryota; Metazoa; Arthropoda; Insecta; Hymenoptera; Cynipidae
Product: leucine-rich repeat-containing protein 15-like
Exons: 2
Coding region: 71-1546 (491 amino acids)
Molecular function (GO): protein binding
Source: RefSeq, a predicted model, not a curated record
AACAAGUUUCUUUCAUAAAACUUAUAGUUCUUCUCAGCCGAUCGUGUUUGGAACGUAUUAAUAAUUCAAAAUGUUCAACUACAAGGUGCUGUUCGUCUUGUACUCGCUUCUACUCUUUACUAUUAUGACAAAAUGUAUUGCGUUAUCGGAAUUAUCUACGGAAGAUGGAAAUAUCGAUAAAGAUGACUAUAAUUGUAAUAAUCAAAGCAUAACUUUAAAUUUUAAAAAUAUCGUUUUAUCCAAUAUUGGAUCGACUUUCAUUGCUAGUCCUCUUAUAUCGUGUUUGAAUUUACAAGGCAAUGGAAUUAGCACAAUAUCGCCACAUGCUUUUGAUGAGCUUCCCAACUUAUCUUAUUUGAACUUAACAGACAACACGUGGAAUGGACAACAGAUGUUAUAUAACGGCGGGCAUAAAAGUCUAAAGACACUUAUUUUGAAUGAUGUCUUGUCAUGGUACGAUAUGCAAACUAGUAAGAGCAGUAUGCAUAUAAACGCAUCGUAUCCUGCAUUAGAAAAGUUGUUUUUAAGAAAUAACCGCUUAAAUGAAAUUACAGGAAGUAACGAAGCUAAUUUUCCUAAACUUUUAUAUUUGGAUCUUAGUCAUAACCGAAUUAGGACAUUCGGGAUUCACAGAAGAUAUGGUAUUUCAAAUAACGAUUUCUCAUGGUUACCUAAAUCACUGAAAUAUCUUCAGCUUGACAAUAAUCUCUUAGUGUCACUGUCACUCACAAAUAUGAAUGAACUUGAAUUUUUGUCAAUAAAUAAUAAUCAGCUUGAAUCUAUAUUAUUGCAGAACCUUGAUAAACUUCAAAAACUUUCAACUACAGGCAAUAUGCUCGAAUCAAUGAUAUUAAAAAAUUUAAAUGGUCUCAAGAAAAUUUCAGCUAAAGAUAAUAAACUCAAGGUCCUCUCAUACAAUAGCUUCCAAGGAAUACCUCAACUUGAAGACUUAAAUUUAGCAAAUAAUCAAAUUUCCGAUUUUGAUGGACGGAUUGUAGAUUUUAUACCAAAACUGCAGAACCUUAUUCUCGAAAACAAUCUUUUAACUGAUGUUCCUGUAAUAAGAGAUGCACCCUGUUUGCAGCUUUACUCUCUACGUUGUAAUAAAAUAAGCAAAUUAGGGUCCAAUAAUUUCAAUAAUAUGCCGAAUUUAAAAUUCUUGGAUCUAGAUAAUAAUGUGAUUGAUAAGAUAAAUUCGGAUACAUUUUCUCAUCUUGCAAAAUUGGAAACCCUCUCUUUGGGCAGAAAUAGUCUUUCGAUUCUUCCUGCUCAAUGGAUGAUUAAACUGCAAAAUCUUAGAUACCUUAAUUUGGAAGAGAACUUUUUCACAAACAUAGAAGCUCUUGAAUUAAACGAUAGUCCAUCUUUAAUGCAAUUGUUUUUACAAAAUAAUCCUUUAAAAUAUUUGCGUGCUCAUUCAUUAGAUUUAGUACCUGCAAAUGUUACUAUAGAACUAGAUAAGUCGCUGUCUGCCAUGUCCGAGUGUAAAAAUAAUACCGACGAUCGAGGCUAUUUGUAUUCAGAAAGAAUUUAUAAUUUUUACUGAGAAACGAUUAUAUCGCCUUUUGUAUCACAAAUUUCCAGAAUUAUUGUAUUAUUAUAUCUUUAUUAUAUCUUAAUAUUAAUAUCGAUUUUUUCGUAUUUAAAAAGUGUAUUUGUCAUAGAAAUACGUAUGUAUUAUUUACUAGAUGAUGCAAUGAUACUGAACAUGUUUAUUAAACAUAGAAUAACAACUUUACCCAUCUUAUUAUUUUUGAGCAGUAAUGCAAUGUUCCCAGGUAAAAG